Aspergillus puulaauensis is the source of this 1575-nucleotide messenger RNA. RefSeq names its product cytochrome P450. Bases 1 to 1575 code for a protein of 524 amino acids. The transcript is spliced from 3 exons. NCBI's taxonomy places the organism in Eukaryota, Fungi, Ascomycota, Eurotiomycetes, Eurotiales, Aspergillaceae. Gene Ontology annotation, molecular function: monooxygenase activity; oxidoreductase activity, acting on paired donors, with incorporation or reduction of molecular oxygen; iron ion binding. The record is from RefSeq and is a predicted model, not a curated record.
AUGGGCAGCAUAUUCGCAGCUGCCGAAGCAUAUCCAAUCAGCGCGACCAUCGUAGCCAUAGCAGCAUGCCUAGUGACAAUCGCCCUCACCAUUCGAGAGGUAUUCACCCCAGUUGGGAAACGGAGACCACCCCCUGGGAAGACAUGGAAACUCCCUCAUGGCCCUCGAGGGGUCCCAAUACUCGGCAACCUCCUUCUACUUCGCAGGGCACGCGAUGAUCAAGACUUUAAACUGCACAGCGACCUCGCCAAAUACGGCGAGAUGACUACUCUCCACCUCGGAUCAAAGACCUGGGUUCUGCUCAAUAGCAAACGCGUUGUCAGUGAAGUCAUCGCUAAACGCGGCGCCCUCACAAAUGGCAGGAGUCCCAUGCCUAUUGCCAGUGGGAUUGUGAGCCGCAACGCACGUUCCCUCCUCCUUCCCCCCUCGGGGUGGACAGAGAAACGACGGGUGAUGCACUCGCUGCUUAGCGGGACUGCAUUGAAGCAGUACGGAUCGUGGCAGGAGCUCGAAAGCACGCAGAUGCUUGCAGAGUACCUGUUCCAGCCGGAGAGGUGGUACCGCCAUCAUUAUCGCUACGCAAACUCCGUCGUGCAUCGCAUUGCACUCGGGGAGCGACUGACCAAGACGGGGAGAGAGCUGGCUGAUCUACAAGAUGUCGUCACGCACUUCGUUGGCAGCAUCGGCUCCAGCCUGGUUGACUGGUUUCCUGAACUUGAUAGGCUUCCCCGUGUUCUCCAGCCAUGGCGGAAGUACUGGGAGAGGCUUGGUGACUGGAACGAGGAGGUCUACAGAGCGUGGUGGAUUCCGGUCAGGGAAAAGGUAGAGCAGGGCACAGCGCCUCCGUCUUGGGUUCGUGAUGUCCUUCUGCACCCAGACACCAAGUUUACCGGCGACGACCAGGAGGCCAUGUAUGUCGCUCUGCAACUUCUCGAGGCGGGGUCCGAUACGACCAGAGAGGCAUUGAACAUCUUCGCAAUGGCGGCCCUUUGCUAUCCUGACAAGUUCCAGAAAGCGAGGGCAGAGGUGGAUCAUAUAUGUAACUCUGGAGGAAAUGCCCGUCUGCCAGGGAUUGGUGACCUCGAGCAAAUGCCCUACAUCUGCGCGAUGAUCAAGGAGCUCCUGCGCUGGAGGCCUAUUUUCCCCUUUACCCCGGACCAUGUGCUCACGUCCGACAUGGAGUUUGAGGGUUAUCAUUUCCCGGCAGGCGUUGGGUUUGUGAUCAACGAGAUCCCAGUGUGCAACGAAUGCGACGACCCAGAGGAGUUUAAGCCCGAGCGAUGGCUGGACGGGCAUGAGGCCGACCCAGCACAUGGGCUUUGGCAGUUUGGCGGAGGUCGUCGUAUUUGCGUUGGGUAUAGACUGGCGUUCAGGGGACUGUUCAUCAAUGUGGCACGUUUAGUGUUUUGCUACGACUAUGCAGCAGCUGGGUCAUACGACCCAAACCGCUUGAACCACCACAGAACCGACGAGCCUUUCCCGGUCAAGGUGACUCCUAGGAGUGAGCAACACGUCGGCUUAAUCUUGGACGAAGCAGCCUUACUGCAGGUUCUGGACGACGCAAAGCGGAUAUAA